This is a messenger RNA of Metarhizium album ARSEF 1941, 924 nucleotides long. Its product is annotated as Crg1p S-adenosylmethionine-dependent methyltransferase. The record is from RefSeq and is a predicted model, not a curated record. Gene Ontology annotation, molecular function: S-adenosylmethionine-dependent methyltransferase activity. The coding region runs from base 1 to 924 and encodes 307 amino acids. The transcript is spliced from 2 exons. NCBI's taxonomy places the organism in Eukaryota, Fungi, Ascomycota, Sordariomycetes, Hypocreales, Clavicipitaceae.
AUGUCUCGGUUUGCCAAAGCAACCUUCUCCGCUACAGGGUACGCCGCGGCACGGCCAACAUACCCGGCAAGUUUGUUUAGAACGGUGCUGGGGUACCACGGUGCCAAUUCCUCGUCAGGCGCCUCAUCCGGGUCCUUGUUGGACAUUGGAUGUGGCCAUGGGGCCAUUGCAAGAGAACUGAGCCCUCACUUCAGUAGAGUGAUUGGUGUCGACACGAGCCCCGGCAUGGUGAAGCAGGCCACGUCCAUGACAAAGGAUGAGAAAGUAAUCUUCCUCCAAGGCGGCGCCGAAGACCUGUCCUUCCUCCCUGAUGGAUCUAUCGACAUGGUGGUGGCUGGACAGUCUGCACACUGGUUCGACUACAACAAGGCGUGGCCCGAAGUAUCUCGCGUGGUGAAGGCUGGCGGUUCUCUUGCUUUCUGGGGAUACAAGGACAACGUGCUCAUUGGGCACACGAGAGCCAACGAAAUCUUUGCCAAGUACUGCUACGCAGAAGGAGAGGUCGAGCCAGGUAUUGAGGGAAUGAAUGCCUACUGGGAACAGCCUGGCCGCAAUAGAGUCCGCAACUUGCUGCGAGAGGUCGUACCGCCUGCCAAAGACUGGAGGGCCAUCCGUCGAGAUCUGUACGACAUAAAGGCCGACUGUGCAAAGACCCCGGGCCCUGAAACGGCCUGGAUGCAAAAGAGGAUGAAUCUAGGGCAACUGGAGGCGUACGUUCGGACAUUCAGUGCAUUCCAGGGCUGGCGUGAUGCUCAUCCAGAGGUCGGGAGCCGGGCGGAAGGUGGCCAGGGGGAUUUGGCUGAUAUUCUCAUGUGUCGCAUUGUGGAAUCAGAGCCGCAAUGGAGGGGACUUGGCGAUGGAUGGAGAGACGCCGAGGUUGAUACGGUCUGGGGUACGUACGUCCUCAUGGCGAAGAGGCGAUGA